Solanum dulcamara is the source of this 5710-nucleotide messenger RNA. Its product is annotated as putative late blight resistance protein homolog R1A-3. Gene Ontology annotation, molecular function: ADP binding. The coding region runs from base 1270 to 5064 and encodes 1264 amino acids. The transcript has 3 exons. Gene Ontology annotation, biological process: defense response to other organism. The record is from RefSeq and is a predicted model, not a curated record. NCBI's taxonomy places the organism in Eukaryota, Viridiplantae, Streptophyta, Magnoliopsida, Solanales, Solanaceae.
CUCUGUUCUUUGACGAUAUAUUGGAAUGAGAUGGAUGACAGUCUUUCUGAUGUAUUUCACUUAAGACACUUGAGGCUUCUUAGAGUGUUGAUCCUGGAAUGCUCAAAUGACAGUGGUCCUCAGUAGCGGCAAUUCAGACACGGGAUUUUCACUUCCCUUCGAAUUUGAAAAAAUUGUGGAUAUGUGACUUUCCUCUGACAUCGGAUUCACUAUCAAUAAUAGGGAUACUUCCCAACCUUGAAGUGCUGUCCCUUCUUAGAAAAAUCAUCCAAGGGGAAGAAUAGAACAUGGGGGAGGAAGACACCUUUGUGAAUCUCAAAUAUCUGUCUUGAUGCCACAUAUAGUGACCAUUGAUUAUAACAGCGACUUAUUUGGGCUUAAGAAAAGGCAUUCUGGUAAACACCUGUAUUCUUUGAGGAUAAAUGGAGACAAGCUGGAUGACCGUCUUUCUGAUACAUUUCACCUAAGACACUUAAGGCUUCUUAGAGCGUUGGACCGGGAUCCCUCUUUUAUCCAGCUGAAAGAUUUUUUGUUGAAUGAAAUAUGCAUGUUGGUUCAUUUGAGGUUCUUAAGCAUUGUGGAUAGAAGUGAAAUAUCUGCCUUUAUCUUUCUCAAACCUCUGAAAUCUAGAAAUCCUGUCGGUGUAUAAUUAAGGAUCAACCUUGGUAACAAAACAGUUCAUGUAUGGAGUCGUGACUAUUGAAAACACACAUUUAUACAAAAGUAAAACACAAGCUAGAACCUACCCACAACCGCUGCAAAUUGAGACAGUCGCCUCUGAGCUUGCCAAGAUCAGGUAUUUGAAUAGUAGCAUAGCUUAAAUUCAAAGAGGACUAGAUAGUUGGAAAGUAGGCUGGCACAGCAUCCCAAAACCCACUCAAGCCUUUGAGUUGAUUGCAGCCUGAAAAAACUUGAGACACAUUUACGAAAACUUCAGAAACAUCAGCCUCAUGUCAGCAGAGUAGGAUCUGGUACCAAAUUCAACCAACUUCGAAGCAUGAUGAAGUAAGUUUGGAAUUUUCUUGAUGAAAACAGCAUGAUUGAGCCGAAGAGUCCUCAAAUGAGGAGAGCGAGCAACUAGACGCUCCAAUGCUGAGAAGCUGACCUCAUAAGCCAAUGGCCACUCAGGUCUUCUACUUCACUUUCUCCCAGGUCCAGUUCUCUCAGGUUCCUGCAGCAAAUAAUUGUACUCUUUAUACAUCAGUCUUGAGAACUUGAAGGGGAAGGAAGGAAACUUUACUUUUUCACUAACUAGUGAAAAUUACAAUCAUGGAAAGAGGAAAACAAAAUCAAGAAGAAAGAGAGGAAGAGAAAGCAAAUAACUCAUCGGAAUCAUUUUCUGCUCUUCGCAAGGACGUUGUCAACUUUCUGGAUUUCAUGGAGAGGUUAAAGAAUGAAGAAGAUCAAAAUGCUGUUGACGUGGUCGAUCAAAUUGAAAAGCUGAAAUCAGAGCUGGCAUUUAUUUGUACAUAUGUCCAGCUUUCUUAUUCCGAUUUGGAGCAGUUUGAAGAUAUAAUGACUGUCAAAGGACAAGAGGUUGAGAAUCUGCUUCAAUCAAUUCUGUAUGAUGUUGACAACAACGUCGGGUGUAAAUACGACAUGCAUCAUGUCCUUACUAGCCUCAGGGUUAACAUCAGUCAUUGUAUCAGCUCACAUCAUCAUUAUAAAUCAAGUGCCACCAUGCUUGAGGAGCAGUUGAACUUCCUCCUCCUGAAUCUCCAUCAUCUAUCAAAGUUUCUUGCUGAGCAGAAGUUUCCGUUAGUGACUCAGUAUGAGAUUCUUCAGAAUGUGUGUGGCAACAUGAAAGAUUUCCAUGGGUUGAUAGUGAAUGGUUGUGUUGAGCACGAGCUUGUUGAAUAUGUCUUACCUCAGUUUCAAGUCAUGGCUGAGAGAGUAGGACACUUCAUUUGGAAUGAUCAAAUUGAUGGAGAGUCUCGACUCUUCAAGCUAGCACAUCUACUCAUGAAGAUUAUUCCGAUUGAGUUGGAGGUUAUGAACAUUUGUUUUACAAAUUUGAAAGCUUCAACUUCAGCAGAAAUUGGACGCUUCAUUAAGCAACUCAUGGAAAUCUCUCCGGACAUUCUUAGAGAUUAUCUGAAUCAUCUACAGGAGCACAUGAUAAAUGUUAUUACCACAACUACUUCAGGGGCUCGAAACAUUCAUGUCAUGAUAGAGUUCCUAUUAAUUAUUCUUUCUGAUAUGCCCAAGGACUUUAUUCAUCAUGACAAAUUAUUUGAUCUUUUGGCUCGUGUUGGAGCACUUACCAGGGAGGUAUCAACUCUUGUUCGCGACUUAGAAGAGAAAUUAAGGAACAAAGAGAGUACUGAUGAAACUAAUUGUGCAACCCUAAAGUUGCUGGAAAAUAUUGAACUCCUCAAGGAAGAUCUAAACCAUGUUUAUCUGAAAGUUCCGGACUCAUCUCAAUGUUGCUUCCCCAUGAGUGAUGGACCACUCUUCAUUCAUCUGCUACUCAUACACUUAGAUGAUUUGCUAGAUUCCAAUGUUUAUUCAAUUGCUUUAAUAAAGGAAGAAAUUGGAUUGGUGAAAGAAGGCCUAGAAUCCAUAAGAUCAUUUUUUGUGAAUGUUGAGCAAGAAUGGUAUAAAGAUCUUUGGGCAAGUGUUUUAAAUGUGGCAUAUGAGGCAAAAGAUGUAAUUGAUUCAAUAAUUGUUCGAGAUAAUGGUCUCUUACAUCUUAUUUUCUCACUUCCCAUUACCAUAAAGAAGAUCAAGCUUAUUAAAGAAGAGGUCUCCGAUUUACACGAGAAGAUUCCCAAGGACAGAGGUCUCGUUGUUGUAAACUCCCCCAAGAAGCUAGUUGAAAGCGAGUCAUCACCGGCUGGUAAAAUAAUUGUAGGUUUUGAGGAGGAGACAAAUUGGAUAAUGAGGAAGCUCACCAGUGGACCUGCAGAUCUAGAUGUCAUUCCGAUAACUGGUAUGCCGGGUUCGGGUAAAACUACUUUGGUGUACAAAGUAUACAAUGACAUAUCAAUUUCUAGUCAUUUCGACCUUCGUGCAUGGUGCACAGUCGACCAAGAGUAUGACGAGAAGAAUUUGUUGAAUAAAAUUUUUAAUCAAGUUAAUGGCUCUGAUUCAAAAUUGAGUGAGACUAUUGAUGUUGCUGAUAAGCUACGGAAACAACUGUAUGGAAAGAGGUAUCUGAUUGUCUUAGAUGACGUGUGGGAUACUACUGCAUGGGAUGAGUUAACAAGACCUUUUCCUGUAGUUGAAAAAGGAAGUAGAAUUAUUUUGACAACUCGAGAAAAGGAAGUGGCUUUGCAUGGAAAGCGCAACUCUGCUCCUCUUUACCUUCGAUUGCUAAGACCAGAAGAAAGUUGGGAGUUAUUAGAGAAAAGGGCAUUUGGAAACGAGAGUUGCCCUGAUGAUUUGUUGGAUGUUGGUAAAGAAAUAGCCCAAAAUUGUAAAGGGCUUCCUUUGGUGGCUGAUCUGAUUGCUGGAGUCAUUGCAGGGAAGGAAAAGAAAAAGACUGUGUGGCUUGAAGUUCGAAAUAAUUUGAGUUCCUUUAUUUUGAACAGUGAAGUGGAAGUGAUGAAGGUUAUAGAAUUAAGUUAUGACCACUUGCCACAUCACCUGAAGCCAUGCUUGCUUUACCUUGCAAGUUUUCGAAAUGACACUGCAAUGGACAUCUGGGUAGUGAAAGAUUUAUGGCGUACUGAAGGGCUUGUGGAACAGACAGAGAUGAACAGUGUGGAAGAAGUGAUGGAUGUUUAUUUGGAUAUCUUAAUUUCCAGCAGCUUGGUAAUUUUUUUCAAUGAGAUAGGUAGGUACCCGACUUGCCAACUUCAUGAUCUUGUGCAUGACUUUUGUUUGAUAAAAGCAACAAAGGAAAAUUUAUUUGAACAGCUAAGUUCAAGUGCUCCAUCUUCUUCUUCAGAUUUGAUGCCACGUAUAGUGAACAUGACUUAUGACAGCGAGUUCUUUGGGCUUAACAAUUUUUUCCUGUUCAGUCCAAAAAAGAAAAGGCAUUCUGAUAUACACCUCUAUUCCUUGAAGAUAACUGGAGAUGAGCUGGACGAUCGUCUUUCUGAUAUAUUUCACUUAAGACACUUGAGGCUUCUCAGAGUGUUGACCCUGGAUCCCUCUUUUAUCAAUGUGAGUGAUUCUUUGCUGAAUGAAAUAUGCAUGUUGAAUCAUUUGAGGUACUUAUUCAUUGGGAUAGCAGUUAAAUCUCUGCCUUUGUCUUUAUCAAACCUCUGUAAUCUAGAAAGUCUGGUGGUAGAAAACGACGCAACAACCUUGGUACUACUACCGAGAAUUUGGGAUUUGGUAAAGUUGCGACUGCUAUCCAUGACUGCUUGUUCUUUCUUUGAUUUGGAUGCAGAUGAACCAAUACUGAUAGCAGAGGACACAAAGUUAGAGAAGUUGACACAUUUAGAGUAUCUCAAGCUUUCCUAUUCAAAAGACACAGAGGAUAUUAUUGAAAGGUUUCCCAAUCUUCAAGAUCUUAGAAUUGAUCUCAAGGAAUCAUGGGAUUAUUCAACAGAGCAAUAUUGGUUCCCGAAAUUGGAUUUCCUAACUGAACUAGACGAACUAACUGUAUGUUUUGAAAGUUCAAUGUCAAAUGACAGUAGGCGCUCUGUAGCGACAAAUCGUCCAUGGGAUUUUCACUUCCCUUCGUGUUUGAAACAAUUGCGGUUGCUUGAUUUUCCUCUGACAUCCGAUUCACUAUCAACAAUAGCGAGACUCCCUAACCUUGAACAGUUGUCCCUUUAUAAUACAAUCAUCCAGGGGGGAGAAUGGAACAUGGGGGAGGAAGACACCUUUGAGAAUCUCAAAUGUCUGAAGUUGAGGAAAGUGACUCUUGCUAAUUGGGAAGUUGGAGAGGAAUCCUUUCCAGCGCUUGGGAAAUUAAAACUGCAGGGAUGUUGUAUGCUUGAGGAGAUUCCGCCUUGUUUUGGGGAUAUUUUUUCAUUGAAAAUUAUUAAACUUGUAGACAGCCCUCAACUUGAAGAUUCCGCUAUGAAGAUUAAGGAAUAUGCUGAAGAUAUGAGGGCAGGAGACGAGCUUCACGUCGUUGGCCGUAAGAAUAUCCCCUUAUUUAAGUAGCUCUUAAGAAUUAUGUGAGAACAGAUUCUUCUCCAUUCUUUGGCUGUUCUGAUUCUUGUUUGUAAAGAUAUGGCAACUGGGCGUAAUUCAACCUCAAAAGUUAGCUCAUGAAGAGAGGAUUGUCCAAGUCCAUAUAAGCGAACCACCAAUCCACUCCCCAACUAAUGUGGUAUUUUUACCCACUCUAACACCCCCUUCACACCCAGGCUCAACUAGAGCGUGGAUCGGAAGCCCAAAUGGGGAUGGACCUUGCUCUAAUAUCAUGUAAAGAUAUGACACCUGGGCUUGAUUCUUUGCUGAAUGAAAUAUGCAUGUUGGUUCAUUUGAGGGUCUUAAGAAUUGAGAUAGAAGUUAAAUCCUUGCCUUUGUCUUUCUCAAACCUAUGAAGAUUCUGCUGUGAAGACCAAGGAAUAUGCUGAAGAUAUGAGGGGAGAGGACGAGCUUCAAGUCGUUGGCCGGAAUAAUAUCCCGUUAUUUAAGUAUCUUUAUUCAGCAUUAUGUGUGAAAAGUGACAGAAGAAACCAAGCAGAAUAGACAGUAAGUUAUGCUUUGCUGGGUAGAUUGUAUAUGAUUAAGAAAAUUCUGUUACAGUUGUUAUGAUACAUUUUGUGCGACUUUUAUAGAAUUAAAAGAGACUUUUUAGUUA